AUGGAUUUGGCUUUUAAGCCUAUGAGUGAUCAAGCUGGUCGAUUAGUAGAAAAUUCAUGGAAAAGAAUAUUAGCUAUAGCACAAAAUCAUGUUCAAGAAUUUGAGCAAGAUGACAUGUCACAAACAUCCCCCAAUGAAACACGAAGACUUAGUAGAUCCACAUCCAAUUCAAGCGAAAAUCAGCCUUCAUUAGAACCGUCUGAUCAAAGUCAAGUUGAAUUCUAUGAUAGAGAAAGGCAUAUGGUGCAUGCUUUAGAUGCUUUAUUUACACUUGCCUAUGAAGGACCGGGUUAUCUUGCGUUUAUUGGCACCAUCACGAGCAACUUGGACCCUGAUAGCCCAGUAGCCAUGGCAUUCUUGAGCCAUAUUAUAGACAGAGCAGCUUUGCCAUCAAGAGACACCAUGCUUGCUGUUUCACCUGUCAUUAUCUCCAAACUUAACAGAAAACCGAGCCGAAUUCAACGCAUGAUUUCACUCAUCUCCAAUCGGUUUAAACUUGAAAGAUCAUCCAGUAAACGAGAAGCGCUACGGAACCAAGUGUUUGAGACAAACCAUCCUACAUCACCUAAUUUGAUGGCCACUGUUCAAAAUUCGGAACAAACAAAACUUAAGCUGAAUGCAGCCAUUCUUUGGUCUCUUCUUGCCGAAAAAUUUGCAGGCGAGAUGUGCCUUUCUUUAUGGCAUCAAGAUGUGGGUGAUAUGCUGAUGCGAUCCAUAUCGGAUCCACAAGAAGAUUUGAUGGUCCGUAUAUUUUCUUUAUUGGCUUUAGAGAAAUUUGCAUUGACAGGAACGGUCAAGGACAUCAUCAUUGCCCACGAUUUCAAUAUACGUUCCGUCUUACUUUUUGUCGUGAAAGAAUGUGAAGUGGCCAAUGAACAAGAACAAACAACGCCUCAUACAAAAUCAUCACUUACGCUCUCUACACUCAGCAGUCAAUCCACAUCAACCCAUGAAGAUAUUUCGGCAUUUUCGAAUCUUAACAGUUUUGAUUCAAGAUUUAUUCCUCCAAAGGGGCCACUUCGAGAAGAAUGGGCAAAAUACGUCCAGCUAGGAUUAUGCUCGAGGUGGGCUUUAGACCAUGUAUUUAUUGAUGCAAAAAAGAUUACUUGUCCAUGGGAUUUAGAGCAGUCCAGAGUGAUUAUGAACCCUUUUGAUUCUACACCGCAUUUAAAGAUAGGAGGCAAUGGUCUAGAACUUCGAAACGAUCGACCUCAUUUUGAAUCUGUUCGCGCUACUGCCUGUGUCAAACGAGACAAAUGGUACUAUGAAACUUUAUUGUUAAGUAAUGGAAUUAUGCAAAUUGGCUGGGCAACAAGUCGAUGCCGCUUUUCUCCCGAGGAGGGUUAUGGUGUGGGCGAUGAUUGUAAUGGCUUUGCCUUUGACACCUAUCGAACAGCAGUAUGGGCAGAUGGAUCCGCAGUUUACCCACAAAACAAGGUCAAGAUACGGUGUCAAGCAGGCGAUGUGAUUGGCAGUUUCCUUGACCUUGAUAAUGGAUUUUGUUCGUACUAUAUCAAUGGAUGUGAUCUAGGUCUGACAGUUGAAUUUGAGCAUCCAAACAGAAAACACAGUCGAAAGAGUUCAGAAGUGUCUUCUUGUUCCUCUGUGACGCAUGAAUCUACACCUCCGAGCAUAACACAUUCACCAAAACCCACUACGCCCAUCCUAUCGCAAACAAUGGACGACAGCAAGAAAAAGAAAAAGAAUAAAAAGCCUGUGAAAGGUUUAGGUUUAUAUCCAGCUAUUAGCUUAACAACACAUCAACAAGCACUUGUGAAUUUUGGUGAACGGCCUUGGAUGUACCCGCCACCUACCACAGUCAAGUUUCGAGGUAUUCAUGAAGCAGGUGCAUUAGAUCAUGAUUUCAGGAAACGAGUAAUGCGGUGGGUCAAGAAGCGGGGUGUAACAUCACAUGGAAAAUCAUAUCAACCAAUGAACAAGCCUCCCUUAAGGCCUCGCGUGGGUGCAGAUGAUAUAGCACAACAACCAUCACCCGAGUCAGAUAGUACAGAACUAGAAGAAGAAGAGGAGGAGGAGGAGGAGGAGGAGGAGGAUUAUGACUGGGAUGGGCCUCUUUGUACUAUUUGUUUUUCAGAGCCAAAAGAUACAAUGCUUAUGCCUUGUAAACAUGAUGGUAUAGGUGGUCGUUGUGCAAAAGCCUUGAGUUUAUGGUAAGUUGAAUGUGUUCUACAUAAGCUAAUUCUUCCCAGUCCUUUGUGUCGUGCAGAAAUUCAAGACCGAAUACUCUGUGAAGACAU
Molecule: messenger RNA, 2258 nt
Organism: Gilbertella persicaria
Lineage: Eukaryota; Fungi; Mucoromycota; Mucoromycetes; Mucorales; Choanephoraceae
Exons: 7
Coding region: 1-2175 (724 amino acids)
Cellular component (GO): cytoplasm
Molecular function (GO): protein binding; ubiquitin-protein transferase activity
Source: RefSeq, a predicted model, not a curated record